This is a messenger RNA of Penicillium brevicompactum, 1638 nucleotides long. RefSeq names its product putative extracellular lipase. The record is from RefSeq and is a predicted model, not a curated record. The transcript has 2 exons. Lineage: Eukaryota; Fungi; Ascomycota; Eurotiomycetes; Eurotiales; Aspergillaceae. The coding region runs from base 1 to 1638 and encodes 545 amino acids.
AUGACUGUUGUUGAUAAGCCCCCUUCCGUCACGCUGGCACAAGGCCAAGUCGUGGGGACCAAGCUCAAAGACACUUUUCCUCAAACCAUUGAUGCCUUCUUGGGAGUGCCAUACGCUCUUCCCCCUACAGGGGAUCGACGCUUCAGGCCAGCUGUCAAGGUAUCCAACUCUUCAGAAAUCAUUGACGCGUCGAAGUUUGGUCCUGCAGCUCCUGGGAAGGCACUCCUUUCUGGAGGACCAAAGCUUGUGCAGAGCGAGGACUGCUUGACAGCGAAUAUCUUCAGACCGGCUGGUGGCGAUGAGACAGAAAAGCUUCCUGUUGCGGUAUAUAUUCACGGUGGUGCGUUCAAUCGCGGGUCAGCGGCUAUGCAUAGCACGGCCUCCAUGGUCGCAUGGUCUGAAAAGCCCUUCGUUGCUGUCAGCUUCGGCUAUCGCAUCGGGGCUCUUGGAUUCCUGCCAUCGAGUCUGUCGCAAAAGGAGGGGUUGUUGAAUCUAGGAUUGCGUGAUCAGGUGGUUUUAUUGCAGUGGGUCCAAGACAACAUCGCCAAAUUUGGAGGUGAUCCUGCAAAUGUCACUUUGUUUGGUCUCUCUGCUGGAGCACACUCGAUUGGUCACCAUCUUCUCAAUUAUGACGAGCAUCAGUCACCCCUGUUCCACCGGGUGAUCAUUGAGUCAGGAGCACCAACAUCCCGCGCCGUUCGCCCAUACAAUGCAAAGGUCCACGAGGAACAAUUUGCAGACUUCUUGGAGGAAGUUGGUUGUCCAAAGGAUCUACCAGAAGCCGACAUAUUCCCAUACCUGCGUUCUCUUCCAACUCUUGCUGUAACAAAUGCUCAAACUGCGGUCUUCGACAAGUACAACCCCUCACUUCGGUGGGCGUUCCAGCCUGUUAUUGAUGGCGGCAUCAUUUCUCGCAAACCCCUUGAGGCAUGGGAAUCAAAGGCUUGGAAUAAGGUUCCUAUCAUGACUGGAUUUAACGGCAAUGAAGGAACCUUCUACGUGGACAAGAAGAUGUCAGACGCGUCUCAAUUCCGGCAAUUUUGGCACAAUCUCCUUCCUGAGCUCUCAUCCGCGGAUCUUGAUACGAUAGAGAAGCUGUACCCAGACCCCGCUCUCAUUCCAACAUCACCCUAUGUUGAAACCCGGACAGGCGAGGAUCUCGGACCCCAAUAUAAACGCAUUGAGGCCGCCUACGGGCACUAUUCAUACGUGGCCCCGGUCCGCCAGACAGCGCAUUUUGCAUCAUCCCAAGGAGCUAAAGUGUAUCUUUAUCACUGGGCGCUGCCGAGAACAGUUGUCGGUCGGGCGAACCACGGUGACAAUAUGUACUAUGAGACUUAUAACGAUGGCAUUACUGGGAUUUCAGAAUCCCAAAAAGAGCUUUCGGGCACUCUUCAUGCCUAUCUCACUAGCUUUAUCACAACUGGCGAUCCCAAUGGCAUAUCAGGAAGAUAUGGACAGAGACCAGAAUGGCAGCCUUAUCACCCAAGUGCGAAGAAGGUUAUGAUCUUUGGUGACGGGAACGAGGAACUCAUUGGAGGUGACGUUGCUCCUCCUGCAAAGUGUGUGGAUGAUGAUUGGGCGAAGGAAGAGACGGAAUUUUGGUGGUCGAAGGUUCCUAUCUCACAGCUCGCUUGA